Messenger RNA from Oldenlandia corymbosa var. corymbosa, 4677 nucleotides. The record is from the annotation of a GenBank genome assembly. NCBI's taxonomy places the organism in Eukaryota, Viridiplantae, Streptophyta, Magnoliopsida, Gentianales, Rubiaceae.
AUAGCUUUACAACGUAAGCCUUAUCGCACCGAAUCAUUUCCAAACACCUUUUUAUAUUAUCUCUUCACCUAAAUUAAAUAAACCUCAUCAUCUCAUUAUCCUUCGCCUACAUGUCCUGUCUUCCUCUCCCUCUUCCUUAAUUUUCUCUCUCUGUAUCUAUCGGUUUCUUCCAAACAACAUUUUUACCGAUUUCCAUCUUUUUCACUCUUGAGGAGAAGGAGAAUAAAACAUUCCUUUUCUUCUUCAUUCAAUCUUACCCGGAUAAAAACACAAAAAAGCAGUAAUAUCCAGCAAAGAACCUUAUUUUCCCGGUUUUCUCAGAUCACGUGGGGCAAUGAGAUUCAAACAAAGAUUGAUGCUUUGAAUUGGAGAAGUGAGAAAGGGAGAGAUCCGAUCGAGCUUUGGAUUUGAUCGUAUUCGGGUUUGGUUUGAAGCGGAUCGUUCGAGGAUGACGAGGAGGUGUUCGCAUUGCAGUCAUAACGGCCAUAAUUCUAGGACGUGUCCGAACAGGGGAGUUAAGUUAUUUGGGGUCCGAUUAACUGAUGGGUUGAUCCGGAAAAGUGCUAGUAUGGGUAACUUGUCCCAUUACAGUAGUGCUGGCGGUGGUGGUGGCUGUGGAAGUGGCGGUGCUACUCCGGUAAAUGGUUUGGCUGCUUCCCAUGAUUCACCCGGCGACACCCCUGAUCAUCCCUCUGCGGAUGGAUAUGCUUCUGAAGAUUUCGUGCCUGGGUCUUCAUCGAGCCGUGAAAGGAAGAAAGGUGUUCCCUGGACUGAAGAGGAACAUAGGAUGUUCUUGCUUGGUCUGCAAAAACUUGGUAAAGGUGACUGGCGUGGGAUUGCACGGAACUAUGUAAUCUCUAGAACACCAACUCAGGUUGCCAGCCAUGCUCAGAAAUACUUUAUUAGACAAACUAAUGUGUCCAGGAGAAAGAGACGCUCCAGCUUAUUUGAUAUUGUUGCUGAUGAACCUGUUGAUGCACCAUUGGUAUCUCGAGAUUUCUUUUCUGCAAAUGGUCCUGAAGCGGAAAUGCAAAGCAACAAUGAAUUACCUGCAGCCUCACCCAUUGCUAUGGAUGAGGAGGGUGAAUCAGUAGAUUCUGCCAACUCCAACGAUGUAGAACCUGAACAGCCUAAUCCAGAUAGCUCUCAGUACUCUUAUCCUGUUGUAUAUCCGACGUAUGUUGCUCCAUUUUUUCCUGUGGCUUUCCCUAUGUGGUCUGGCUACACAGCUGAACCUCCCAGACAACAAGAUUUCCAUGAAGUACUCAAGCCAACAGCAGUUCACUCAAAGAGCCCGAUUAAUGUGGAUGAGCUUGUUGGCAUGUCAAAACUGAGCUUGAAGGAAUCUAUGGGAGAUGGUCGACCUCCUCUGUCCCUGAAAUUGGUGGAUGGCUCAUCAAGACAGUCAGCUUUCCAUGCAAAUCCUUCUUCUGGAACUUCAGGCAUGAACUCUGGCCAUAGUCCGAUUCAUGCAGUGUGAAGACCAUUCGUUUGGCUUAGAAAAUUUCGGAGCCUGUUGAGGUUCCUGUUAAUACAUAACAUCAGUACUUAGCUGGUUUGAGUUGCUUAGAAUUAUUUGUUGGAUUAGCAUAUAAUAAGCUUGGGGUUAGGGAUUGUUGACGCUAGUUUCUGUAGUCAGUGCUCCAUAUAGUUGCUUUAGGAACUCCCUAAAACUUUUAUAAUAUUUUUAGUUUUUUGAGAUGAUUUGGGCCAUGCGAUUUCAUUAUUCAUAUAUGCAUUUGGGGGUCUAGAAUCUCAAGAUCGCAUGCCUUUUGGGAACAGGAUACAAGAAAAUUUUGACGAAGCUGGUGGUGUGGGAUUAGCUACAUUAAGUGCAAAAAACCGGUGUUGCUUUUCUGAACUGACUUUGGACUCCGGAUGGUUAUCGUCAGAGUUUAAGCAUCUACAUUGAAAAAUGAGAUCCCUUGACGAUGAUGAUGACUCCAGGUUUCUAGACUAGAUUAAGGUUUGUGCGACUAAUAACCUUCUUUAUCCCACAUUCCUGUUUCGGAACGAGAUCUGGUAGCAGGGGGAGUAUGAAAGUGAAAACUAGGGAAUUGCAAAGAGCGCAGUAACUGGGCAGAGACGUUCGAGAGCUAAUCUUUGCAUCUCGGCCUAUGUUUGGGGCUGUGGUCUGUGAGUAAUUGAUCCCGAUAUUGGUUUGAAUCAACCCAGGUGUUAUCAUUGUUCAUCAAGAUCACUAAAAUCAUUUGGCAAACUCCACCCUGAUGAGUUCAGUGGGACAUUUCAACAAACAGUUUCAGGAUGGGGCACUCGAGACUGCAGAAGAUGUUACCCGAAGGAAUGCAAUCGUGUCGUGAUUAUAUCAGUGAGUUGCCAGAUGAGAUUCUGGCAAUGAUUCUGUCUGGCUUGGACAUGAAAGAGGCUGCAAGGACCUCUGUCCUUUCUCGUAGAUGGAUAAAGCUUUGGAAACUCUUUGCCGGUUACUUGGAUUUAGAGUCUAAAGUCACCAUGCAUCUCCAUUGCGUCGUGAUGAUUAUUUUACACGUGUUGAUUGUGCAUCUUCCAUUCAUGAUUGGAUCAGCUUCGCCAUUGUUAGAAGGGUUCAAAGGUUUGAACUGGACCUGACCCAUUGUAAAGGAUGCCGGCGCUGGUUUUGAAAAUAAUGGCUAAACUUUCCCUGCCUGGAUAUUCUUUGAUGACUCCCCAGCUUGCGCUGGCUAAUUUCCCUGUGCUUGAAAUCUGUUUCUAUAGCGGAGGAAGAUCUUGAAUUCUUCUUAUCCAGAUGUUUGUUGCUCGAGCAAUAUCGGUGGAGAAUGCUUCUGGUGUAGAUAGGAUGAGAAUUUCUGAUCAAACAAGUAAACUGAAACACUUGGAGAUCAGAUACUGUUUCAACUUUCAAGUUGGAGGACGUAGAGGUUGUCCAUCCGCAAGUUUGACAUCUUUCAAAUAUGCGGGUAAAAGAACAAACAUAUGCUUUGCAAGUGUUCCUAGCAUCUCUUCAAUGUCCACAGAAGUUUGUUUCUUAAUCGGCUUCAGAACUUGGAACUAGGAUUGGGCUUUUGUUAACCAGUUGAGGCGUCUGAACUUCCAUAGCAACUUUCCGGAAUUCAGCUUGUUGAAUUUAUUGGUUGGGUCGGAGUUAAGGCGGAUGUUCAACUUGGUAAAGUUUUGAUCCAUAGUACUGCCAAAUCACUUGAGAAGCGCGUAUUUGAUCUCUCUGGAUUCCGCAUUUCGCUGUGAUUACUGUUCAUGGAGUAGAGAGCUUUUCAUGAAUGGUUCAGAAUGUGCUUUUCGGAUCGCUAUGCAACUCGAAGGGAAACUCUCGCCGGGGCGAAGUUAAUUAUCCUUAAGUCUCUGUUUUAUCUUCAUAUAACUUUCAAAUAGGUGAAACCUUUAAGCUAGAAUCUUCAUUAUCAAAAUUCUGACUUAAAACAUAUGUCCACAAACUAAUCACUCUUCCAUGAGUGCUUGAUAAUGAGAUCCCCACUUCAGGGAUUAAGUCAGGCUGUUUUUUCAGAGUAGCAACCGCAAUUGGCCUAUAGCUAGCCUUCUCACAGCUUUGCUUCCGAUAUCUUUGAUCUGCGCAACAUACAAAUAAGUUAAUUUGGGUUGCAAGUUGCAACAAACAAGGUUUCUACUUUUUUUGGACAAUGGGGGUCGCAUUUACAUGUAAAAGAUGUAUUUUUCCAAGUAUGGACUUUUCAAACCUUUGGCUCCCUUAAUGGAUCUGUUACCAAAGAACUUUUUCCAAAAGAAGUCAAUUUAUUUCAUUCACAAUGAACUUUUGAAAGCACAGUUUCAAAUACAAAUGUAGAGCAAUGUUUCGGAAGUUGAGCAUGCAUCAUUGAUAAAUGGUAACUAAACUCUACAGUGGUAUGAGUUCAAUUUGGUCCACAGUGGGAUAUUGUCGGAUCCAAGGAAGCCGAGCUGGAAUUAACCGGACAGAACCCGUCCCAGUCCUCCUCCUCUGUAGCUGAAUACAGAAAUGCAUCCGGAUUAACUCUUUUAGCCAAUUCCAUGUGGUUCUAAUCCCCAAACAUGGCAACUGAGCAAAGGAAAACAACAAGGCGACCGAAAAAAGAACCGGCCAGAGACGUUCAGGAACAAGAAUCGAUACUAUGGAUGCCAAUGAAAUCGGACCUGAAAAUGCCAAACCCGCGCAAACAAAGAUGUCGCGAGCUCUGUUUAUAUUCAAGUAGGAAGCGCGACGAUGGUGAUUUCUGAAGAAUCGAAGCUUAGCAUCGUACGCGAAGCAAUACACAAUCAAACUUGCAGUGGCUAAGUAAGUUGUUUUCGGGUGGGUUUCAAAAGGGGAUUCAGUUUUUCCCUGGAACUUCACUUGAACGAAGUUCAGUAAUAUUGCUACAAGAAAGGCGAAAAUGGCCUGUCGGGUGGACAUUAUGUCCUGGAAGUGUCCAAGAGUAUAGUAGCAUGUUGUGGUACGAGUGAAAUGAAUAUGGAAGUUUUUGUCUCCCAAGUGGAGGUGAGGAUAGUUUGUUGUCCCGGUUUGAGGCAUUGGAGAAAACUCAGAAAAGAAUGUAAAUUGGAUAGCGCGGAAAAUUAUAUCCGAAAUGCAGAGUCGAAUCACACUCUUACAAGUUACAAGAUUUCUUUGAAUGUCAAAACACUCAAAACUCUUGUUGUAUAUAUAAUUGGAGAAAGCUGUCUAGUAUUCUAUGCGUUUUUAAAUGAUUGUCCAGUUUGAAUUUUCAU